This is a messenger RNA of Solea senegalensis (Senegalese sole), 2461 nucleotides long. RefSeq names its product Ras homolog, mTORC1 binding like 1 (gene rhebl1). The record is from RefSeq and is a predicted model, not a curated record. Gene Ontology annotation, biological process: small GTPase-mediated signal transduction. The transcript has 8 exons. The coding region runs from base 369 to 923 and encodes 184 amino acids. Lineage: Eukaryota; Metazoa; Chordata; Actinopteri; Pleuronectiformes; Soleidae. Gene Ontology annotation, cellular component: plasma membrane. Gene Ontology annotation, molecular function: GDP binding; GTP binding; GTPase activity.
UGUGCUGCUUACACAAUGACAGUUUCCGUCAGUUUCACUCGCGAGUCGUAACCGCUCUGGAGGAGUAAGCGUUUUUCUCGUUUCCAGAUUGAAUCAAAACACGGAUUCCACCGUUGAAAACUAUCGGCCUACGAUAAAUUACCUUAAUCAAUCGAACUAGAGUGAGCAGUGUUGAUAUAUAAGUACGACUUGCUACAAGUGAACUUUGAAGUUUCUCCUCGAGGCCCAGUGUUGAGCUUCGAGCGGCAGCGCUAAAAAGUUUGUUGUUGUCACGUGACGCCAGGCGAAUGUGACGAUUAAAAGUUUGAUUAGAUAUUGAAACUAGGUGGCGUAUUACAUCAUCUUUAUCCGUUGACGAUAGUCUCGCAAUGCCUCAACCAAAACAUCGAAAGAUCGCUGUCAUAGGUUACAGGUCUGUAGGAAAGUCGUCUCUCACAAUACAGUUUGUGGAAGGGCAGUUUGUUGACUCCUAUGACCCCACCAUUGAAAACACCUUUAACAAACUGGUCAGUGUGAAUGGCCAAGACUUCAAUCUUCAGCUGGUGGAUACAGCUGGUCAAGAUGAGUAUUCAAUUUUUCCACAGUCCCACUCUAUGGACAUCCAUGGCUAUGUCCUUGUCUAUUCAGUGACUUCCAUGAAAAGUUUUGAAGUUGUCCAGGUUCUACACGACAAGCUGCUUGACAUGGUUGGAAAGAUUCAGGUUCCAACUGUUCUUGUCGGGAACAAAAAAGAUCUCCACAUGGAAAGGGUUAUCAAGGCAGAGGAGGGAAAGAAACUUGCUGAUUCCUGGGGUGCUGUAUUCAUGGAAUCUUCCGCCAAGGAGAAUGAGACUGCUGUGGAAGUUUUCAAGCGAAUUAUUUUGGAGAUCGAGAAAGCCGAUGGAAAUGCUGCCCCAGAGGUGAAGAAAUGUGCUGUAAUGUAAACGUGUAUCCAGGACAUCAGUAAGCUCAUUUGCUGAAGACAGGAGACACAACUUCACCGGCUUGCCAAUAGUGACCUCACCUAAACCAAGACACUGUAGUGGAACUCUUCUUAACCAUUAUGAUGUUUGAUUGAUUUACAUAGUGAUGGAACUGCUCUGACAGUUUAUAUACGAAUCCCACUUGUGACCACGGGGAGAAUUUUGAGAGCAAGAAUAAUCUUUUUAGAUAAAGAGGCUCCUUUAGUAAACAUGUUCUUUAAAUUGUAAAAAAUGGAAAUCUUGAUAUUUGAGUUAAAAGAAAUGCUCAGAAGACAAAACAAGAUUGUCCCAAAUAACUACAUUGAAUCUUUGCAUGAAUGGGUUAUGGUAAUAACUAGUUUUAUCUCUAAUGUUUGAGACAUUGUUGGCUUUUGUCUCACAGCUCUUUACGUGAGUAAAAAGUGACAUUUCAGCAGAUCAUUAUUGAAUGAUGGAGAGUCACAGUUCACAUUGCUUUAAAUGUGGCAUUAAAUUGUCAGUAUUUUUCACAAAUGGUGGAUUUCUUUGGACACCCCAAAGUCAAAGUUUUGAUGAGAAAGUUCACUGUGGUUUCUUCUCGUGGUAAAUCUUUAAUAACCCAUCUUCAGGUACAGUUCAUCAAUGAACUCAUGAGCUGUGGUCUUACUGAUGGAAGAAUUUAUUUGUAUAUUUAACUACCAACAUUUUAUGCUUUUCUGCCAAGCAGAUCAGCAUCCCUCUACAGUUUAAUUUCUCCUCUCUGACUGUUAAGUUAUCAUGUGAGCAACCCUCAGAAGUUUAGUAUGGAUUGAAACAAAUUUUGGGUAUGCACCAGUUAUACCUUUUUAUAUCAUAAAUAGAAUCUUAGGUUUGAUAAUAUUGGUUAUAUAUUGAGUGAUGCAGGUGUGCCCUCCUUUCAAUAUAAGUAGAGUAUAUGCAUAUAAGCACAUUAUUAUUAUGAUCUUUGUUAAGCAGCAAUUUUGAAUUGCAUUUUAACACUGUGAGACCAGUUAAAUGGCCAACAGCCAAUGUUAGAUUAGUCAUUUUUGAACUCAUGAUUUUGAUUUGGUGAUUCAUGCUGACUUCGUAAAAGUCAGGAUGGCAUGCGUUCCAUUUAAUUUAGAUUGUGGACCUGCAUGAAGUAUGUCCCAACACAAGAUUUUUGUUUUCUUAGCUUGUGUAGCCUUACAGAAAAUUUACACUGUGGACUUUACCCACAAUCCUCUGCACCUGUUGUGGGUAAUCAUGUUUUUUUUUUUUAAGUGCUUUGAUCAAGUAGUUAACUGAUGGAUAAUUGAUGAUGGUAAAACAGAAAAGUUGGUGGUGCUGUGUCUUGUGCCUUACAGUUCUUCAAACGCCCUCUUUUGCUUCCCUUCAUGACUCAAGGUGCUCUUCAAAAGGUUUUUCACUCUUUUGUUAACUAGAUGCCAUUGGUGCAGGUGGUGUUGUGUACGGAACACCAAUAUUCUCCUGUGGGUCGGUGUUAAUCCAGAAAUCUUGCUGUAAACAUUUUUUGUAUAUAAAUAAAUAUGUUACUCAUU